Molecule: messenger RNA, 1958 nt
Organism: Amoebophrya sp. A120
Lineage: Eukaryota; Dinophyceae; Syndiniales; Amoebophryaceae
Source: the annotation of a GenBank genome assembly
AAAAACUACAGUCAUUUGAUUCGCACCAUCAAAAUCCUCAAAAUUUUGUAUAAUUUUCAAAUUGCUUUUGCCGUAAUAAAAAUCACCUGUUUCGUUUUGUAUUUGAGAAGUUUGCAGCUCUCAACACCUCUGGCUAGCAGCAGUUGCUGACCUGCUUUACAUUCAUCUAGCACCUGCAAAAUUCAUUAGCACCAACACUGAUCGUAUCUAUACUAAGUCUGACAUCGAUCUUCACUUCUCUCUGAAUAAACAAACAGAAAAUAGAACAUGAAGAUGAAAUCCAUGACAACAACGGUCCUGGGUGCCUUCACCCUUUUAGCAUACGACAUUGCUCUCCCCGUGGCUGGUGUGCGUGCAUCUUGGGGUCGGGCGAGGACAACUUCUGCCACUGACGGGCAACACCAACCCCGCCAGGGGUCGCAGAACUCAGGCGCUUUGAGUGCGAAGCCAGUUGACGAUGAAGAGCCUACCGCUGAUGCCCUUAUGCGCGGCGCGUCGACCUCGAAGCCAGUUGACGAUGAUGAAGAUGAACCUCAACCUACCGAUGGUGUCCUUACGCAGGGUGAAGACUCCAACAUGCAUUUGCCUCCGCCCGCGGUCCCGUUUCUAAAGACGACGGAUCAGCUUCGUCCUCGCGACGGAAACGGCGAGGAGCGCUCGUGUACGGCGCUGUCGUGGUUUGCAGAGCUUCUCGGGUCCUGUGGGGGACGUGGGAAACGUGAGACCUUCGACAUGACCGCGGAAGACGAGCGCAAAGAGGAAGAAAACCACAAAACGGAGGCUCUGCGCGAGCUGGCGGAAGAAAUUUACGGGCGAAACUACCUGCCCGAAAACGUGGAGGAACUCCGUCAAAGGCUCCGCGCGCUCGCUUCUGCACCGAGUCCAUCCUACUUCUAUAACUUGGAUGAAGAGGAGAAAGAAGACGCGGAUCAUGCAAAUAAAGCGGCCCCCGAUGAUAGGAAAUGCGAUGACGAGUUCUUCCCGGCGGAGAUGGCAACUCUACCAUCACAGGUCGUGCAGGGCCGCACGAUAUUCAAAACAGAUGCAUCAGAACAACAAGGGCGGAGGACUGACAACCUCGGCAAGAUGAUUGAUGUCCUGCGCAAUGAGCACUCGGUAGAAGACUCCACCCCCGCGACUGGUAGUGGCGCAAGCAGCACUGCCUCCGACGAUCCAGUGAGUUCUCGGCCGAACACGCCGGCGAGCUUUCUUCACGCUUUGGAUCGCUGAGUGACCCCCGGCGGAACGCGCCCAGCUUUCUGCAGGGUGCGGUGGAUCUCGACUCGAGAAGUAGGACGAUAGAAUUCUACCUUUCUUGCAGUAGAACUAGCUUUGCUGCGCCGGAGUCAGGGAGGUGAUGGGUACUUUCUCUAUAUGAAGAGGGCGAAUUUUUAUUAACAUUCACAAAGAUAAACUUAAACAUAAAGUCUUUUUGUAGUUAUCGAACAGCAUCUUAUCUGCGACUGAUAUGUGGAUGUCCUAAGUUCAGAGUGGUUUAUGCCUUUAGUGACAUUUGCAUAAACAUGAUGUGUCGCUUCCGUGCUUUUUCAGUUCCUGUACGAUGUUUCUGCACGAUCGAAUUUUAUAGAACUAAAAAAUUAAGAUUAACAUUAAGCGGUCUGGUCGCAAACCGGCACCUUCGAUGUUGUGCGUCGCGCUCACGUACGGGCAACGAGGCAUAUAUCGCCUGCCUGAAGCUUUUAAACAAGCGUAACCACAGACAUAGUCUUCCUAUUGCAGUUUGUAGAAUUAUGUUGCACCAGUUUUUCUUGACGAUGACGUACGUGUAGAAUAAAUUGUCGCCAGGAGGGUGGUGUCUACAACUUUUUGUUCUAGUUUGUAUGUACGAUGUUGAAAAUUGAAAUUUAUGACUCGAGGAAGUGCUGCUAAUUAUCACCAUACUUCUGUGCUAGUGCUUGAUGUGCGCGGAGUACGCCUGCACACGACGAUCAUCUGGC